Messenger RNA from Rangifer tarandus platyrhynchus (Svalbard reindeer), 393 nucleotides. NCBI's taxonomy places the organism in Eukaryota, Metazoa, Chordata, Mammalia, Artiodactyla, Cervidae. The record is from the annotation of a GenBank genome assembly.
AUGGGGGAGGGAGGAAAGAAUGGAACAGAACCGAGAUUUUCAAGGCCAACGCUCACCCCUCCCACGUUGGCUGCUGAACUCAUGCUUUCCGGCUUCUGUCAACACUUCACUCCAGGGAGGGAACGUUUUGGAUCUUUGUCUAAUUUCCUUGGUAUUGAGCGAAUGGGCCAGCUAUGUGCAAUGAGGAGACCCCCUCUCACCCUGGCCGGCUGCACCCACGCCUACGAGGAGGGCGCGGAACUCCUCAUUUGCACCCGCACAGCUGUGGCGUCGGCUCUGGGGCCCGGACAGAUAAACACGAGGGUGGUGCUGCCACCUGGCGUCCACACGAGAUAUCUCCUAGAAUAUCACAUGCAUGCUUUAAAGCGACAAGCACCUCUGAAGCACCUCUGA